AUGAUUCUGUGGCUAACUGGAAAUGCUUUUCCCCUUGUCAGUGGGAGUCGGUCUUCAAAAACAUUCAAGCCAAAGAAAAACAUUCCUGAAGGAUCCCACCAGUAUGAGCUCCUCAAACACGCGGAGGCUACGCUGGGCAGCGGUAACCUCCGUCAGGCCGUGAUGCUACCCGAGGGGGAGGACCUUAAUGAGUGGAUUGCAGUGAACACUGUGGAUUUCUUCAACCAGAUCAACAUGUUGUAUGGGACCAUCACAGAGUUCUGCACGGAGAGCAGCUGCCCUGUCAUGUCUGCGGGGCCCAGGUACGAGUACCACUGGGCAGAUGGCACCAACAUCAAGAAACCGAUAAAGUGCUCGGCUCCCAAGUACAUUGAUUACUUGAUGACAUGGGUGCAGGACCAGCUGGAUGACGAGACUCUCUUCCCUUCCAAGAUCGGCGUCCCCUUCCCCAAGAACUUCAUGUCAGUGGCAAAGACUAUCCUGAAGCGGCUGUUCCGGGUCUAUGCCCACAUCUACCACCAACACUUYGACUCAGUGAUGCGGCUGCAGGAGGAGGCCCAUCUCAACACCUCCUUCAAGCACUUUAUCUUCUUCGUGCAGGAAUUCAACCUGAUUGACAGGCGGGAGCUGGCUCCACUGCAUGAACUGAUUGAGAAGCUUGGCUCCAAGGACAGAUAAAUCAUACCUGGGAGGACCCUUUCGGCCACUCCUUUUCUGCUUCUUCUUCAGCCACCUCUGCGCUUGGCUUCAGUGACACCGGACGGCACCGAGUGGCCUCACUCCUGCUGUGCAGUCCCCAGUUGGCUUUUCUUGCUCAAGUCUGGCCACAACUGUGGUCUGGGUGGAGGUGGAGCAGGUUUUGUUCUGCACAGGGCAACAUUCCAGAUGCCGCACAGCUAAUUUCUGUUUCCAGAGUUCCCCUCUGGCCUCUACAGCCUGAGAGCCACCCAACUGGGGCAAGCCCAGAAUGGCUCAGCUUAUUUUUUGAAGUGCUUUUUUUUUGGAUAAAAGAGGUGCAUUUUGGCCCAGACUCUUAAGCUCCCCAUGGCAACAGCAGUGGGGGGGUGAGGAGGAGAAGUGCCUGGCCUAAGGGGGGGCUGUCCCUGUGUCUGGGUGGGAGGAGCAGCUCUGGAAUGUCCCACGCAGGGGGGGCAAGGGAGGGACCCUCCUGUGUGGCAAGGCAAUAAUAAAGUUUUUUCCUGCUCUUCUUUCA
Malurus melanocephalus (red-backed fairy wren) is the source of this 1213-nucleotide messenger RNA. Its product is annotated as MOB kinase activator 1A-like. The record is from RefSeq and is a predicted model, not a curated record. The coding region runs from base 1 to 678 and encodes 225 amino acids. Lineage: Eukaryota; Metazoa; Chordata; Aves; Passeriformes; Maluridae. Gene Ontology annotation, cellular component: nucleus; cytoplasm. The transcript has 5 exons. Gene Ontology annotation, biological process: positive regulation of protein phosphorylation; hippo signaling. Gene Ontology annotation, molecular function: protein kinase activator activity.